This is a messenger RNA of Syngnathoides biaculeatus (alligator pipefish), 775 nucleotides long. RefSeq names its product transmembrane protein 18 (gene tmem18). The record is from RefSeq and is a predicted model, not a curated record. Gene Ontology annotation, cellular component: nuclear membrane. The coding region runs from base 93 to 545 and encodes 150 amino acids. Lineage: Eukaryota; Metazoa; Chordata; Actinopteri; Syngnathiformes; Syngnathidae. The transcript is spliced from 5 exons.
CGGCAAAGGUUAGUGGUGACGUCAUUCGUCUUUGUUGACAUGCUAAAAUCUAGGCUACAUAUUUAGCAAUCUUUUCUGUCUUAUUUGUUUUCAUGGCGAGCCCAAAACCCGUCAACGUCAGCUCCGUGCCCGUAGAUGAAUUCAGCAAUAUACGAAUUACAUCCAUUUGGACGCUCCUCGUCUCUGUGAAGUGGUCGGAGCCGUGGCUGAUUGCCGGUGUUGUCUUUCACAUAGUUUGUCUUUUCCUGACUGUGCUGACGUGCAAGUAUUACAGAGCGCAGAUUUGCCACUUCCUCCUCAUACUUGCCUUGGUGUACAGCGCAGAGUAUUUAAACGAACUAGCGGCGAUGAACUGGAGGUCUUUCUCCGAGUUCCAUUACUUUGACUCCAAGGGCAUGUUCAUAUCGCUGGUCUUCUCCAUCCCGUUGCUCUUCAACGCCGUCAUCAUCGUGGCGGUGUGGCUGCGGAGGACCUUCUCCACCAUGGCCGAGCUGAAGACGCUGCAGCUCAAGCGGAAGGCCCGCCUGCCCAAGAAAAGCGACUGAUCCGUUUGGGCUCAAACGUCACAAAGGGACCGGAGUUCUGUUCUUAAGCAGAGGUGGACAAGCUGGGGCCUGCGGGCCACGGACGCGACCCCCCCCCCCCCCACCCCCCUCCGGAUCAUAAAAAAUCCAAAAACAAGUCCGCUCGCAGAGGAUUUGUUAGGAAAGACGGAACGGCGCCAACCCCCGUGUGUGGAAGCCAUGUCGGAAAGAGACCAAAAUGGUUUGUAUUU